AUCCGGUGUAGCCAAUAUGGCGUCGAGCAGAUGAGCAGUUCGUAAGGAUUCAGGCUCAUUGUAAAAUAAUAUUAUUUUUGGCAUCAAUAUGAAUGUGUUAAUUUUAUUAUAAUGAUAAGUUUCUUCAAAGUCAGUAGACUUCGUGUAUUUUGUUUCGAGAAAAUUAUAUUUUCUUUCCCGGAUUUCAUGUUGCUUACACGGUAAGUUAACUCCUAGCUGCCCCGACAGGCAGCCUCCGGGAGAACCUGAGAACCAUGACGGAGGUAGAGGAGCUGCGGCCCGUCCCACGGGAGCGGGCCAUUCUAGAGAGCUUCUUCACACAGCUUGGCAUGUUUUCUUUCGACCGAGCCAAGGAUUAUGUGGAGAAAGAGAAGGACAUCAGCAAGAGCGCCGGGGCCAUAUGGUGCGCGCUGCUAGCUGCUCUGGCUCACCUGGCCGCCGCUGAAAAGGUGUACCACAACAUGACAUUCCUCGGACAGAAGAUAGGCGGCCAGUCUUUCUUCAGCCGCAAAGACUCCAUCCGCACCGUCUACACCUCCCUGAACAAUGAGCUCAGAAAAGUGGCGACAGGGCGCCACAGCCAGCCAGGCUCCUCUUUGUCCUACCUGGAGGACCUGCUGUCUCACCUGUCGGAGCAGCUCUGUCACUUCACCCAGGCUCGCAUGGAGAUGGCCGACCUGUACGAGAAGCUGCACUCACUGGGCAGCCAGAAGAGCAUCAACUCAGAGGAGCUGGUCACCACGCUGGAGGCCAUCAUGCAGAAAUACAGCUCCAAGUUCCACCAUCCCAUCCUGGGCCGUGUGGAGGAGGGAUUCCAGACCGAGGUGGACGUGGUGACCCAGCUGCUACGCUGCCAGGCCCAGGUGUCGGAGUGGCACUUCCUGCCUGCCCUGCUCAGCCUGCACAGUGCCCACACUAAGCUCACCACCUGGGGUCAGCUCUUCCAGCGGCAGAAAGAGACCCGCAAGAAUCUGUUUGGUGGUCAGUCCCAGAAGACUGUGCAGCCUCCUCACCUGUACCUGUGGCUGCAGCGCUUCCAAGCAGCGCUGCUCGCCAAGUUCAGCUUCUACUUCCACGAAGCCCUGAGCCGGCAGACGGCUCCGGCUGACAUGAGAGCGCUGACUGCCCGCACCACACCGGACUACCAUGGAAAGAUCUCCACCUUCAUACGCAAACACGACGCCAGCAAUGUGUCGCUGGUGUUUGACAACCGAGGAUCAGAAAGCUUCCAGGGCCACGGGUACCACCACCCGCACUCGUACCGGGAAGCACCGAAGGGCGUGGAGCAGUUCCCCGCUGUGGUGUCGCUGCCAUCGGGAGAGCGGCCACUCACGCACUGGCCAAACGUCAUCAUGAUGAUGGGUGAUCGCGCCACUGAGCUCAACACUCUGGACAAGGUGGUGCACUUCUAUGACGAUAAAGUGCAGAGCACGUAUUACCUGACGCGACCUGAGCCACAUUUCACUCUGGUGGUGAUCUUCGACGGCAGGAAGUCAGAGAAAGACCUGCACAUCACUGCCUUCCUACAGGAGAUCUCCACCUCUCUUAGAAACUCCAAACCCUUCAGCAUCCUCAAACCAGGGUCAAAGGGCUGAGCAGCAACAAGAAGAAGAAACACAAUGAAACUCCACUCAGAUCAUCAAUUGCAGCUCGAUGCUCCUCUCGUGUAACGUAUUUUCUAAGGUCCAACUUCUGCUUGAGUUCCGUUUGAAUCUCUUAGCCAAAAAUGUUUUAGACCAAAGACUCAACCAAGAUUCAACUGACCUGUGAAUUUUUUUUACCUUCUGAUUGUUGGACUCUGACAGAACCACAAACCGAACAUCUAAAAGCCUUUAUGUAAAAUUAUUUUUAAUUAAUUUGCAUUAACUGUUUUACCAGCUUUUUAUUUGUAAAUUGCUGCACUUGAUAUAACUUAAUAAAGUUUUGGGAUGA
Molecule: messenger RNA, 1932 nt
Organism: Melanotaenia boesemani (Boeseman's rainbowfish)
Lineage: Eukaryota; Metazoa; Chordata; Actinopteri; Atheriniformes; Melanotaeniidae
Gene: kics2
Product: KICSTOR subunit 2
Exons: 3
Coding region: 255-1595 (446 amino acids)
Biological process (GO): cellular response to amino acid starvation; cellular response to glucose starvation; negative regulation of TORC1 signaling
Cellular component (GO): KICSTOR complex
Source: RefSeq, a predicted model, not a curated record